Molecule: messenger RNA, 2070 nt
Organism: Oncorhynchus gorbuscha (pink salmon)
Lineage: Eukaryota; Metazoa; Chordata; Actinopteri; Salmoniformes; Salmonidae
Product: fez family zinc finger protein 1-like
Exons: 4
Coding region: 367-1674 (435 amino acids)
Cellular component (GO): nucleus
Source: RefSeq, a predicted model, not a curated record
CAAAGAACAGCUCCUUUGCGACGCGGGUAAGACAAACGUUAUCGUAGCAGUAGCCUAGUAGAUGGGCCACAAGUGGAGAAUUGACGGAAGAGAAUUGAGCAAUUAUCUACUUUACUUGUUCUUCUUGGGCGGUGACUAUUGGUGAGGUCUUGGCUGCGUUAUUGACUCAACACGCCUUAUUGAGCAGUCGUGCUAGACAUAAGUGCUGGUUUUCCGGAAUCAACGCAAGCGAGAACAGUGAGGGGGCUCUCGUCGACUCCGAGUGUGCCGAAUGAUGUCCUUUCUGUCGGGGCAGUGAGAAGGAAUCAAAGGUAUCUACAAAAGGACCACCAACGCCUCCUUUCCAAAGGUGUUGUUUUGAAAGUUAUGGACAGUGCGCUCUACCACUCAGCGGGAAUUUUCGGCACCCCCUCGGCUUCUAGAAACUUGACUGCGGGCGGAAACAUGAUCACCUCCACCAAGCCUCUCGCUUUUUCGAUCGAACGGAUUAUGGCCAGGACGCCCGAGCCAAAGUCGAUACCUUUCCCCAACCUGUUCCAUCACACUCCGGUGGGCAAAGCGGACCCGAAGCAGGCGCUCAACAUGACUUCAUCAUCACUGCAUUGCAUGAUACCAUUAGUGCCAUUGGCAUACGAACCGGGUCAUAAUAAACUAAAUAUGAAUGGAUUAGAAACGAGUCACUUUGACGCUUCCUCGUAUAAUUCAAAUGAGUUGGUCAGCAUUGGUUUGAACUAUAAGAACGAACAACCAGAUCUGAGCUCGCCGGUGGGACAAUACAAACUUUUUCGACCACGGGUGGUAAACCAGUCAUCUUUUCAUGCCAUGGGGGCUGUGUGCUACCUGAACUGCGGGCAGAGUGCAUGCCCACCCCCAGCCAGCAUCGUAAACAUCCACCCCAUGGCCUCCUACUUUCUCAACACUCCACUGCAGCAUGCGCGCCAGAGAGCUUUCCUCGCGGAGAAAAAUAAAGUGUCUCACUGUGCAGACAGAUACGCAUCCGGAGUUAAAGACAUUUCCCAAACUCAACUCCAUCACUACAUGAAAGAGAGCGCACAGAUUAUAUCGGACAAACUAUUCAAGGGCUCUUCCAAAUUGAACAGCGGUUGUCCAAGCGGCAAACCCAAAGUAUUCACCUGCGAGGUUUGCGGAAAGGUGUUCAACGCCCACUACAAUUUAACGCGCCAUAUGCCCGUGCACACUGGAGCGAGACCAUUCAUCUGCAAAGUAUGCGGCAAGGGAUUUCGACAAGCAAGCACCCUUUGUCGCCACAAAAUUAUUCAUACUCAGGAAAAGCCUCAUAAAUGCAACCAGUGUGGAAAAGCGUUCAACCGGAGUUCAACUCUUAACACUCACACACGAAUCCAUGCAGGUUACAAACCUUUCGUCUGUGAGUUCUGCGGCAAAGGAUUUCAUCAAAAAGGUAAUUACAAGAACCACAAAUUGACACACAGCGGGGAGAAACAGUUCAAAUGCAACAUCUGUAACAAGGCCUUCCACCAAGUGUACAACCUGACGUUCCACAUGCAUACGCACAAUGACAAGAAGCCCUUCACGUGCCCGACUUGCGGCAAGGGAUUCUGCAGGAACUUUGACCUGAAAAAGCACAUGCGAAAACUACACGAUCUCUCUGGAUCCCAAUCCCCUGCUACUCUCGCCACAGGCGAAACUAACUAAAAAGCUCCGAGGCUAAAAUGCCAACCAUGCGCCUUUACCGCACACUGAUUUGCCCAAAUCUGGAAUUACGCAUGCGAGUUUAGACCGCGCAAAGAUGCUGUGGACUAUUCUAUUAGUACAUAUUUUCCUUGAAUUUGACAUUAUAAUGUCACUAUACUGUUGUUUUAAAUCUCAGGAUUACUGUAAAAUGUCGAUAUUUAUUUGAAACUUUAUAGGCUAAUAAUUUAAGAGAAUAAUUGAAGACUAUGUACAAAUUAUGUUUUGCUGUGAUAAGUGUGGUAGCCUACCCCAUUUUAUACGAUGCCCUUGAUAAAGUUACAUGAUUUUCCAACACUUGUGUAUAUGCAAAGUUUUGCAGGAAACAAGUGUCUUUGACACAUAGACCUACAGGCUACG